Molecule: messenger RNA, 10356 nt
Organism: Bacillus rossius redtenbacheri
Lineage: Eukaryota; Metazoa; Arthropoda; Insecta; Phasmatodea; Bacillidae
Product: bromodomain adjacent to zinc finger domain protein 2B-like
Exons: 35
Coding region: 1281-9050 (2589 amino acids)
Cellular component (GO): chromatin
Molecular function (GO): protein binding; DNA binding
Source: RefSeq, a predicted model, not a curated record
CCGCCGGAGCCUAGCGCGUCGAGUUCAUCGCAGCCCGCGUGUGUGCCGCAGUUCUCUGGCCGUGCGAAGCGACUCGUCGAGGCCAUCCGCGAGGGAGGACUGAUUUCUGGCCGUGCGGAGCGACUCGCCGAGGCCAUUCGCGAGCGAGUGACUGUUUUUCUGGCCGUGCGGGGUGAUUACUUAGGCCAUCCGCGAAAGGAGGACUGUUUUCUGGCCGUGCGGGACGACCCGUCGAGGCCAUUCGCGAGGGAGAUCUGUUUUCUGGCCGUGCGGGGCGACUCGCCGUGGCUAUUCGCGAGGGAGAUCUGUUUUCUGGCCGUGCGGGGCGACUCGCCGUGGCCAUCCGCGAGGGAGAGGACUUGUUUUUCUGGCCGUGCGGGGCGACUCUUUGAGAUCAUCCGCGAAACGCAAGACUUUUUCUGGCCGUGCGGAGUGACUCGCCGAGGCCGUCCGCGAAUUAACAAAGAGACGUGAUUUUUUUUCUUCUUCUUCUGGCCGAGCGGGAAGAUCCGGCGAGGCCAACCCGCCUGCGCGCGCGUGGAAGUGUCGGCGCGGCAGUCGCUCGCCCGGGACAGAGAGGACGACGGGGCAGGUCGCUUCCCACCGCCUGGACGAGAGAAACCAGUUCUGGAAGCGAGCCCCGGGGGUACGGGCUCCACCAGAUGUGCGCCGCCCGACGCCAGCGACCGUUUUUUUUUUUUUUUUUCCGUCCUCUGAACGUUUUUUGUUUUUCGCUCGGGGUUCGCGUUCGGUUUCCCCCCCCCCCCCUCCCCACCUUGGCCACGCUGCACCGAAAGGAGACGACGUGUUUCUCGUGAGGCGGGCGCGCCUCCAAGGCCGGCCGGGUCCCGAACGAAGGCCGACACAUUCCACUUCUAGGGAAGUUCGUCUUUGAGCCGCUCGUGCCUGGCUUGGACGCUUCUGGAAAAAAAACGGGGCGCGAAGUGCUCCGGCUUUUUUUUUGAACGAGCGACAGACCGCUUUCAGGGUCGUUCCUGCUUCUACAGUUUUUUUUUUCUUUUUUGUUGUUGUUUGCAACCACGUGUCACGUUGAAGUUGAGCAUUUUUCAAGAGGGUCGCGACGCGACUGAUUGGAUCAUCGUCGGACGGGCGCCGGAAGAACGCCGUGGACCUGGAGCGUCGGCGAAGUUGUGGAGAACGACGACAGAGUGCCGCAGCGAUUGAAGGGAGAUCUCGCGCGGGUUGUCUGGGACAGCGUCGGAGGUUUUUUCGGGAGACGGGACGAUGAAGAGGACCCGGGACUAGCCGAGCGCGGGAAGAUGCCGCGCAAGUGCUGCGUGCCGGGCUGCCGCUCCAACUGCGCGGCGGCGACCCCUGGGUCCCCCGUCGGCCGCGUCACGGUCUUCUCGCUGCCCAAGGACGAGGCCCUGCGCGCGCGCUGGCUGCUGGCGGUCGGCGGCGAGGGCUUCGACCCGGGCCCGCGCGCCGUCGUGUGCGCGCGCCACUUCUCCGAGGACUCCAUGGUGAGGCGCGACGGCUCGCCUCGCCGGGUGCCCAAGCUGGCUCCGGGGGCGUGCCCCUCGCUGUUCCCCGGGCCCCGCCCCCGCGACGACGACGACUCGUCCUCCGGCUCCGCGGACUCGGAAGCGUACUGGCCCCGAGGUGAAACCACCUCUGUUGGUUCUGGAUCUGGCACCGCGGGCGCACACUCGCUGUUCAGCGGCAUCCCUGGAGGCUUCGCGAACCACCUGGCGGGACACCCCUUGCCGGGGGCCUUCUCCAUGAUGGGCGGCCGGGGCGGCUCGGGGGGCGGCUACGGGGCGCCCCACCACCCGCCCACCACGGCGCCCGGCACCUACGGGGGCCUGGGGACGCUCAGUGUGGCCGCGAGCCAGGCCGCCAGCCUGGGCAUCAACCCCGCCAGUGCUGCGUGGUGGACGAUGGCGUCCCACCUCGCCGCCCAGGACUACCUGGCCCGGCUGCAGGCCAGCGGGAUGUCGUUCGGGGGCCUGACCGGCACCGAGAGCCUCCUGCCGGGGUACCCGCUGCUCACCACACCGCACUCCCAGCCCCACGUGUCGUCCGGCAAGAUGUCGGGCGGCAAGUCGGGGGGCGGCCUGAAGGCGGGCGGCGGCGGAGGGGGCGGGCUCAGCACCACGUCGUCCUCGCUGCUGUCCUCGUCUACGCCGACCCUCGCCACCUCCAGCCCGUCGCUGCACCACCGCGAGCGGGAGCGGGAGCGUGAGAGGGAGCGCGAGAGGGAGAGGGACCGGGAGAGGGACAAGGAGCGCGAGAGGGAGCGCGAGAGGGAGCGCGAGAGGGAGACCCCGGUGCCGGCCAGCGCCGGGUCCCUCGGGCUGCACCCGCCGAGCAUCAUCAGUGAUCCGGCCAGCAUCCUGGGCGGGGUGCGUCUUCCCCCGGACACGGAGAUCAUCAAGUACACGUCGUCCAUCGUCGGCCCCAAGAUCCCGGGCACGACCAACCGCGGCCGCAAGAAGACCAUCUCGCUGGACCCCCCGUCGGUCAGCGUCAUGCCCACGCACUCGUCCACGGGCAUGCUGAUCGAGCGCGGCGGGCGCAAGCACUCUCGCGGCCGUCUCGUCGCGGACCAGGUGGACUACCGGGAGGGCGACCGGGACCGCGUGGAGGUCAUCAAGCUGCCCGCGCACAGCAACAACGGCACCAUCCCGCUCAACAUCCCGUCGUUCGGCGGGGGCGGCGGCUACGGGGGCGGAUCCCCGGGCGCGCCGGACAGCGAUGCCCCGCUCAACCUCUCGCUCAAGCCCCAGCCCCCCUUCGCCCCCGCCGGCCCGCGCCAGUCGCCGGCGCUGUCGUCCCUGUCCAGCAUGUCGGCGGCGCUGGCGCCGGCCGCCCCGGACCGCAUAUCGCGCCGCAAGCCGGGCCCCAAGCCGCGCCGGGUGAUCCAGAGCCCGGCCCCCACGUCCAUCCCGGCCUCGCCCAGCCCGUCGCUGGUCCAGCUGUUCGCGGCCGCGGACUCCCCGUCGCCGCGGCCGUCCAGCGGCGGGGAGGACAGCGAGCCCUCCCCCAAGGACGGCCGGCCACGUAACCUCGGUCGCGGGACGUCGAAACCGAAAAAGAACACGGUGGCCUCGUUACUUGCACAGAGCAGGGCGCUGGGCAUCAAGCCGACCGCAGGGCUGGACGUCUCGUCCUCCAACCACCAGGUGUCGUUGCUCAAGCCCAGCCUGUCGGGCAGCGAGCCCGAGUCGGAACAGGACCAGCGCUGCGAGGACGACGAGGAGGACGAGGACCAGCGGGGAGCGAGGCACGACGAGCUGCCACGCCUCGGGAGGGAGGACCUGCCCCAGCCGAGACGUGACGAGGAACCCCAGCUGAGGCUUGACGAGGAACCCCAGCUGAGGCGGGACGAGGAACCCCUGCCGAGGCGAGACGAGGAACCCGAGCUGAGACGUGACGAGGAGCCCCAGCCGAGGCGGGACGAGGACCUCCAGCCGAGGCGGGACGAGGAACCCCAGCCGGGGCGUGACGAGGACCGGGACCGGGACGAGGACGAGGACGAGGACUGCGAAGAGGUUCGGCAGGGGUCGCAGCGAAGCGAGUGCGGGGAUCAGCCGCUGCUGGAGGACCAGCGCGAGGUGUCGGAGGAGCAGCCCUCGGCCCUCGACCAGCCGCCGCGCGAUUCGCCGCCCGUCCUCACCCCUCCGCCGCCGCCCCUCCCGCCGCCACCCCCGCCGCCAUCACAAGCGGAGCCGCCCACGCCGAUGGACAGCGAGUGCGAGAGUAACGACGCGCCGCCAUGCGAGCGGGCGCACAAGCCGCCGUCCCCCGCCACCCCCUCCUCGGACCAGGACCACGUCUCCAACAAGCAGAAGAGGCACCUGGUGAGCUCCCGCUCGGAGGACAACAAGCUGAAGAUCCGUGCGGUGGAGGGGCUGAGCGAGGACAGCAGCAUGGCCGACGUGAGCACGGACUCUGGCUCGGGCUCCGAGGGGGCCGUCAGCGACAGCGAGGCCGACACCGGUGGCACGCCCCGCAAGGAGGAGCAGGACAAGUGCGGCGGUCCGACGCCCAAGCGACGAAAGCUGGAGAAGGACCUGUGCGACCUCCGCAUCCCGCUGGAGCACGGCUGGAGGCGUGAGACCCUCAUCGGCGGUGUCAGCAGGACCGGCACCAUCAAGGGCGACGUCAGCUACUUCUCCCCGUGCGGCCGGCGCAUCCGCCAGUUCCCGGACAUCGUCCGGUACCUGGAGAAGAACAACGUGUUCGGCCUGAGCCGGGAGAACUUCAGCUUCAGCCCCAAGGUGGUGCUGGGGGAGUUCCUGCAGCCGACGGGCGGGGAGGAGCCGGUGCGGCUGUCGGAGGAGCAGGUGGCCAAGCGGCUGGAGGACCUGCGCACCUGCAAGGCCAAGUCGCACGCCUCCAACGCGCACAAGCUGGAGGCGGCGCGGAUCGCUCAGGAGCAGAAGCUGCAGCAGCAGCUGGAGAGGGAGAAGGCGGCCAUGAUGGCGAAGGAGGCGCGCCGGGCGGCCAAGGAGGAGGCUGCCCGCCAGAAGGAGCACGUCAGAUUGUUAAAGGAGCAAGAACGCAACGAGCGGCAGGAAGCCAUCAGGAAGGAACGGGAGCUGCGAAAUCAACAGCUGAUGGAGGGUAGGAAGAGGCUUGCUUUCACACUCGAACAAAAAAUGCACAUCAUUCGUGAAAUCGAGAAAGGAAAGAGCAAAUCUGACGUUAGCCGGGAGUUAGGGCUCGCCAGUUCCACGGUCGCAACCAUUUGGAAAAAUCGGGACAGCGUCAUCUCGGCGUUUGAGAGCAACGGCCCGAAGACGGAGGCGGUGGCCGUAGCGACGCAAGCGCAAGCUAGUAGCAUUACGAGCGGUGACGACGAUGACGUGGCCGAAACGGCUCGGCGCAAGCGGCAGGAAGAGUUGGAGAAGCAGCGUCAGGAGGAGCAGCUACGCAAGCAGCAGGAGCGCGAGCUGAAGCGCCAGCAGGCUGCUCUCAUCAAGGAGCAACUUUACAUGCAGGAGCUCAAUAAACAAAGGGAGAUGCUGUACACGGUGGAAUUGGAGCGGGAGCGCCGGCGACAGCACAUCAUGCUGGUGAAGGUGCUGGACGGGCGCAAGCGGCUGGAGGAGCGCGAGCGCAAGCGGCAGGAGCUGCGGGCGGAGAAGCUGGCGACCAAGGAGCGGCGCAUGGAGCAGCGUCGCAUCGAGCUGGAGCUGGUGAAGGAGCUCCGGAAGCCGGUGGAGGACAUGGAGCUCACAGACCACAAGCCGCUGCCGACUCUCAACCGCAUCCCGGGGCUGAAGCUGUCUGGCCAGGCGUUCGCCGACACGCUGAUGGUGUUCGAGUUCCUGCACAACUUCGGCGAGACGCUCGGGUUCGACAUGGACAGCCUGCCGACGCUCAACAGCCUGCAGAUGGCGCUGCUGAGCGACGAGGAGUCCGAGGAGGAGCUGCUGUCGGUGAUGACCCACCUGCUGGUGUGCGCCAUCGAGGACCCGGGCAUCCCCAACCCCGCCCGCCACACCACCAUCCUGGGCCAGUCCCUGAAGCAGGCCGACAUCACGCACGCCAACCUGUCGGAGAUCCUGCGCAUCUACCUGUACGCCAACGCCACCGGCGAGGUGAAAGCCCUCACAGGCCUGCACUUUGAGCGCGACCGGGAGAAGAAGUCGGACCACCACAACAACUUCGGGGAGACGGCGGCGCCGUGCGGCAAGAACGCGGCGUUCUUCGAGCACCUGCGCGGCAACCCGACGUGGCGCAUGUCGGAGUGGCUGAACGAGCGGCCGUUCAUGGCGCUGAACCCCACGCACAAGGCCGCCAUCCUGGCGUUCCUCUGCAACGAGCUGCUGCAGAACAAGGCGGUGAUCCGGCAGAUCGACGCCUCCAUCGACACGGUGGGCCAGCUGAGGCGCGACCGCUGGCUCAUGGACACCAAGCUCAGGAAGCUGCGCGUGCUGCAUAGCCGCAAGGUGCGCCAGCCGACCAUGCAGCCGCUGAAGGCGGGCAGCAGCCCGUGCGAGGAGCCGGGCGACCUGGGGCUGGAUGGCAAGGCGGUGAAGCCCGAGGGCGACGACGCUGACGACGACGACGCGGAGGACGACGACCCGGAAAGCGGCAACGAGAGCGACGGCACGCAGCCGGAGGAGGAGGAAGACCGGAACCUGAGCGCGGAGGAGCUCCACCGCAAGAUCGAGCGCCUGAGCCGCCAGUGCGACAACUCCCUGCACGCGCUCAACACGUCCUCCCAGCAGCUGCGCGCCGUCUGCUUCGGCCAGGACCGCUACUGGCGGCGUUACUGGUCGCUGCCGUGCGCGGGCGGGGUCUUCGUGGAGGCCAUGGAGUCUGCCGAGCCGGAGGUGUUCGAGGUGGAGCGGUCGGCCGCCGCGCCGGCCCCCGCGCCCGAGAGCCGGCUGGCGGAGGGGCAGCCGGGCCCGGAGGAGCGCGGGGGCGACGACUGCCGGGCCCCGGGGGCCGACUACGAGGAGGGGCGGUCGUGCGAGGGCGCGGAGGCGGCGGGCGACGAGAGUGACGGGGACGAGACCAGGAACGAGCACCGCAAGACCCGCACCAGGGAGAAGGUGCGGGACGACGAGGCCGCCGAGCGCUCGCCCGGGGAGACCGCGACGAGCGAGGACUGCGUGGAGGUGAAGACUGAGCCGGAGGCGGAGAUGGAGGUGGACGACGCCGGGGGGGAGGGGGGCGACGGGGAGUGCGCGGCCGGCGAGCGGACGGCGACGGUGAAGGACGAGGGCUGCGGCACCGCGACGAGAACGCCGUCCGACCACUCGCUGUCGUUCCUGCUGGACAAGAAGAUCGACGACACGAGGUUCGCGAACGACGCCGCGGACAGCCGGGCGAAGGACGACGGCCUGAGUGCCGUCAAGGUGGAGAUAAAGAGCGACCUGUUCGGCACGGAGCUGAACGCGCACGGGAUGGAGGACAAGUUCGUGGCGGACUGCCGGGAGAAGACGCUCGUGUUCGCGGGCAAGGCGUCCGCGGAGGAGGCGGACGGCAAGGUCCCGACCGCGUUUCUAGUCCACAAGCCCCUCCAGUUCGAGCGGUUGGGGGAGUGCAUGGAGAAGGCCGGCGCGGUCGAGCUGGGCUCUGUGCUCAUCCCGAACGGGGACAAGUUCAACUCGCUGAGCCACGUGUGCAGUGCGUCGAUGUUCAACAACGGCAAGGAGCUGAACGGCGGCUUCCUGCUGGGGAGCAUGGCGAACGUUUCUCAGACGGAGAGGAACUGGUUCAGCAUUUUACCUCGCGAUUCCUGUGAUCUUACGUCUCUGACCAGCGUGUCCACAGCUCGGCUGCUGGAGGGGACGCCCGGCCUGGAGCUGCGCAUCCCGGUGUUCCCCCCGCCCUCGCGCCUGUCGUCGCCCUCCCCGGCGAGCAGCCAGUGCGAGUCCCCGGCCCCGCUGGUGCUCACCGCCGAGGAGAUGGUGCAGCUGGAGCAGAUGAAGAGGUGCGGCCCGCCGCCCGAGCCCGCCCAGGCCCGGCCCGUGCCCCUCGAGCUGCAGCGGGGCUGGUGGAGGAUCACGGACGAGGACCAGCUGCGCACGAUCGCGGGGAACCUGCACUCGCGCGGCGUGCGCGAGCGCGAGCUCAAGAGGGUCGUGAGCAAGCACGUGGACAGCUGCGCGGUCAAGGUGUGCCUGGCGGGAGACAAGGCGGCCACCGACCUCGCCAUCACGCCCAUGGACAGCAAGGUGUCGCAGCUGCCGGGGGGAGCCCCGCUGGUGGACUCCCGCGCCAGCUGGUUCUCCGACGUGGCGCUGCGCGUCGACCUGGCGACGCUGGAGCAGGUCGAGGCGCUCGAGGACAAGGUCGCCAACGCCAGCAUGCAGGUCAAGGGCUGGAAGGUGCCGGGGCGAGUCACGGCGGAGGAGGGGGCAGUGUUCCGGCCGUCCUGCACGCCGUGCUGCGGGGACGACGACGCUCGCCUGGACCCCGUGUCCGUCGCGAAGGAGCGCCUGCUGUCCUUGGAGGCGGCCAUCGAGAGGCGGUACCUGAGGCCCCCCCUGGGAGUCAGCACGGGCGACGUGAACCUGUCGGGCGUGUCCGGGGAGGGCGCGCCCAACGACGACGUGCCCAAGGGGCUGGCCGUGUGGCGCGACGCCGUCUCCCGCGCCCACACCUCCGCCCAGGUCGCCAUGGCCCUGUGCAUGCUCGAGGCUUCCGUCGCCUGGGACAAGAGCAUCAUGAAAGCAGUGAGUUCGCUUUCGUCAGCAUCCGGCAGAGGUUCUAGUAACUGCCAGUUCUGCCACAGCGGGGACAACGAGGACAAGCUACUGCUGUGCGACGGCUGCGACAAGGGCUACCACACGUACUGCUUCCGCCCCAAGAUGGACAACAUUCCCGACGGAGACUGGUACUGCUACGAGUGCAUGAACAAGGCGACGGGCGAGCGGAACUGCAUCGUGUGCGGCAAGAAGUCAGGCAAGAACCUGGUGACGUGCGACAUGUGCCCCCGCGCCUACCACACGGACUGCCUGCAGCCGUCGCUUCCCAAGGUGCCCAGGGGGAAGUGGUUCUGCCCCACCUGCCAGUCGAAGCAGCCCCGCAAGAGGAACAGCGGCCGGCGGUCGGCUUCGCACGGCAAGUCGCACCGUGAGAGCGAGAGCAGCGACAUAGCCCUGUCCACGCCGCCGGCCACGCCCGGGGGCUGCCCCGCGGGGGACGACGCCGCCUCCCUGGCCUCCGCCCCCUCGCCGCCCAGCACGCCGGGCAAGAAGGAGCGCGAGCGGAGCAAGAAGCUGGCCAAGGACCUGAGCCCGUGCCGCGCGGUGCUGGAGGAGUUGGAGCGCCACGACGAGGCGUGGCCCUUCCUGCUGCCCGUCAACACCAAGCAGUUCCCCACGUACCGCAAGAUCAUCCGCAGCCCCAUGGACCUGAGCACCAUCAAGAGGAGGCUGCAGGACUGCCUAUACAAGUCCCGGGAGGAGUUCUGCGCGGACGUGCGUCUCAUCUUCAACAACUGCGAGACGUUCAACGAGGACGACUCUCCGGUGGGGAAGGCGGGCCACAACAUGAGGAUGUUCUUCGAGAUGCGGUGGAACGAAGUGUGCGGCAGCCACCCGAAGCCCGGCACGCCGCCAUAACAUGUCGCAGAGCACAGACGCAACCGCGCGCUCUCCCCCCUCGUCCGUGUUCCCUCGCGUCGCCCUCUCACGUCAGUGUGUGGUCACAAUAAGUGGAGUUGUUUUCGUUCUUCCUAUUUACGUGUUAAAUGCAUAUGCUUGUACAAGUGAGAAAUUUCAGUUCUUGAACACUAUAAAAAACAUGCGGUGGACUGUUUUUUUUUGCAAGUGUUCGUCAAAAAAAAAAAUUAUUUCAAAGUAUUUUUUUUUAUUUCUUCUUAAUUGAAUUGUGUGAAGUCAUGUAAAUCACAUGAUAUAUAUUCAAGUCUGAGCAAGGAAAUUAUUGGUUGUAAUUAAUUAAAUGAAACUUGCUCUACAGUUACUUCUUGUGUUAAAUGUUUGACUGAAGAUGCAGGUACAUUAAAGAGUAAAAAAUUUAUAGUUGAAAUUUUUGCAAUUUUGAGUCAUUGGUGCAUUGUUUUGAUUCUACAUGCAUUUUUGUAAUACUGUAGUCAUAUUUUUGAGGUGUGAUGUAACAUUUAAAGAAUUUGUCGUGCUUUAUAGAAGAGAAGAACAUUUGUAUUAAUGCAAGUCGUGAAUUUUUUUUUUUUGUAAAGUCUUCAAGCUGAUAAACUUUUUUUUCCUUCCAUUUUUGGAAUGUCUGCAAGCUCUCUACAUUUAAUGUAAAUUUUUGAGAAUAUUGUUGUGGCAUGCUGAAUUAGCAGUGGCAGCUAAGGCGUUUAGUUAUAUUUUUUUUAUGUUCUUUUUUAAAAUCGUAAUUCAUGGGUUCGUUGCAUGAAAGAACAGUUGAUUUUGUGAUUGCGAAGUUGGUAGUCUCUAAAGGACACGGGUGAAAGAACUUGGUUUGUAUUUGUGCCUCAAGACAAAGCGUCCAGUCCUGUCGUUUUGGUGUUGCUAAAUCUAGGGCUCGUCUUGCCACCAAGCAUUGUCUACCACAAUGUCUCAUUGUUGUAAAUUUGUAGUUUACGAGCAUGUAACUAGUGUAUUAAAAGGGCAUUUAAUAUAUAAAUAGGCAAAAAAAAUAAUAGAUGUACAUAUUUAUUUUCUGGUGUUCACAAAUUUAGACAGGUAGUAAGUUAUGUUUACCGAAGACAACAUGAACUGUUUUGUUUUCAGUGUGUUAUGUACAAAAAAAACUAUUACCGUAAUUUUAAUAUAAUUACCUGUGUAAUUUGUGUAACAUAGUGUACUGUAUUUACUUAAAUAUAAAGAUGUUGACAGAAAAAUUAGAAAAUAUUUGUGCUCCAAAUGUGUAUAGAAAAUUUUUGUAUAUGAAGUGUAUUAUUUAUAAUAAAACUGGAAAGCA